Messenger RNA from Lymnaea stagnalis (great pond snail), 3871 nucleotides. The record is from the annotation of a GenBank genome assembly. NCBI's taxonomy places the organism in Eukaryota, Metazoa, Mollusca, Gastropoda, Lymnaeidae.
AUCAGAAAGCCCACGAUUCAGAGCCAAGACGAUCAGAACAACGACAAUGAGAAUGUCGUGAGUACCUUUACAUUUAUAAAGAAAAGGGAUAUUUUUUAUUUCUUAAUAAAUUCCAGCAUUUUUUAUAUUUUUUUUAAGGGUGGCGAAGACGUUCGAUAUGAUAAAUAUUAUUUUUACAAUUUGUACCUCAGCAUUUAGGAUUUGCAGUGAUAACCAAUAAUUUGUUGGCAAUAUUUAAAAAAACAACAACAUUAUACUCCAUUGGAGUUAAAUUUGUGUGUAUGUGGGGGGGGGGGUGUUGAAGCGUGGUGAGGUCAUUGUGGUCAAACAUGGUAUCACUAAGACGAUUCCUACAGCACAUACACGCUCCAGGUUUGGUUGUUUGUUCUUUUGUUUUUUGUUUUUUUGUUGUUUUUUUUUUGUUGUUUAUAGCGCCUUGCAUUUACUGAACGUGUUGAUGUUGCAAAACCUUUGUAAAGAGAAAACAGGUUUUAGCACGUGACCAUCAAGUGUUUGUAGUUUUGUUUUCACUGUCAUCGGGGGACCACCAGUGGAUUCGUUUGUGAAACAAGAUCACUUUAAAUACAUUAUUAUUUCCACCACGUCAUUCCCCCCCCCCAGCUCUUUAUGGUUAUUGUAUUACUGUGCUAAAUCUUAUGACAGUUAUGAAUUAUACCCUCUCAAGUUUUGGGACACUUCGAUUCAAAUUAUUAUUAGGACCCUUGGCAAAAUUAUUUUUAAGAGAACUAGAAAUAAAAGUAAACUUAUAAAAUUAAACAAAACUGGCCUUUCAAUUUAGGAAUGCCUGUGUGUGUGUGCGCGUGUGGUUUUUUUUUAAUGUGCCUGUCAUCUAAAACAUCAAUAAGUUUUGAAAAAAUAAAUUUCAAAUUAAUUUAAACACUAGAAUAACAUAAACAGGCCGCACCACUCAAUGACAUAAACAGGCCUCACCACUCAAUGACAUAAACUGGCCUCACCCUUCGUGGACAUAAACAGGCCGCACCACUCAAUGACAUAAACAGGCCGCACCACUCAAUGACAUAAACAGGCCUCACCACUCAAUGACAUAAACAGGCCGCACCACUCAAUGACAUAAACAGGCCUCACCACUCAAUGACAUAAACAGGCCUCACCACUCAAUGACAUAAACAGGCCUCACCACUCAAUGACAUAAACAGGCCUCACCACUCAAUGACAUAAACAGGACACCACCCAAUGACAUAUACAGGCCUCACCACUCAAUGACAUAAACAGGCCCCACCACUCAAUGACAUAAACCGGCCUCACCACUCAAUGACAUAAACAGGCCUCACCACUCAAUGACAUAAACAGGCCUCACCACUCAUUGACAUAAACCGGCCUCACCUCUAAAUGACAUAAACAGGCCUCACCACUCAAUGACAUAAAUAGGCCUCACCACUCAAUGACAUGAACAGGCCUUACCACUCGUGGAGUCAAUUCGCCAUACACUUUUUUUUUCCUUUCAUAAAACUUUACAGAAAUAAUUUGGAUCUUGGACUUCUUGCCUUAUGUAACGUUAUUACAUUGAAGACAUGAGCAGAAUGAACGUAAUCACUACUUCGUAUACUUUCUCUCCUCCACUGCAUCACGACACAAAGGACUUCCUCCUCGAGACGCAACGUACUGUUUUUUUCAAAUUUGCCUUAAUCGCGUAUCUUCAUUUCAUUUAGCCAGUCUAUGAUUAAUUUUUUUUUUUUUUUUUUGCAGUAACUUUAUAUACGGAUUGGUGAUCUUUUUCGCGUGCCUUGGCCUCACAGCGUCAAACAAAGGUAAACACAUUCUCUCUCUUUCUUUCUCUCGCUCUCUCUCUUUCUUUCUUUCUCUCUCUCUCUCUCUCUAUCUCUCUAUGUAUCUUGUUUUCUUCCUUUUUCACUCCAUCUCUGUUUGUUUCUCUCUCCGUCUCCCUUUCUCUCACUCAUUUUCUCUCUCCCUGCCUACCUAUCUCUCUUAUUCACUCUCUUUCUCACUCACUCAAUCUCUGAAUCUCUCUGUUUCUCUCUCUACCUCUCUCUCUCUUACUUUCUCUCUCUCUACCACUCUCUCUCUUUCUCUCUCUCUCUUCGUCUCUCCCCCCCCCCACUCCCGCUCUCUUUCAACAUGCCCUCUCUGCUGUCCAGAUUUUUGUUUUAAUGCCUUGAAGUAAGUUCUACUUUCAACUCUGAUUAUGCCAUGCCUGUAAGCCCGCGGACAUUAUUUCGUCAAAGGCGGACCAAGUUCCAAAGGAUGAAACUUUAAAACAAAAAUCUUUUAAACUAACUUAUACAGCCUUUCUGGCUGUGUUUUUCUGGGGAAUAAUACAAUUUAAUUGUUUGUUUUUUUACAAUAAAUUAGCUUCAAUUUUUAACUUAUUUCGUUUGUUUAAUAAAUUUCAGAGGAAGCCCCCAGUGAGUCGAUGCAAGAGCAGAAUGAUUUCGUUGUGUUCCGAAACAGUUCAGCGAACGUCACCAACGAGAAGCUGGUGCACGCAGUGGUAGCUUUCUGCUCAUUGGACCCUGCACUGUGCUACAAACUGGUACGAAAAUUUGUAGCUCCCUUUUUUCGCCCAGAGACCCCCGCAGAGCCGGGGCCUCUUGCCAACCCCUACAUCCCUAGGUGUGGAGCACCAAGGUUCGGCCUGGACGGAGCAGUCUGGUUCCUCCUAGGGUGCUUGCUCCUGUUAAACCGUAUCCACCUUGACUCGAAUUGGAAGUGAUGCAUUAAUCUGUCAGGCUCAGACAUGGUUUUCGAAUUCUAAAUUCUAAAGAUUUUGUUCUUGUUAAGAUGUAAUGGUAUUCGUGUUUUGUUGUGUUGUUUUUUUUUCGUUUCUUCAAAUUUGUUAAAGCUUUGUUUUAGACAAAUAACAAGUCUUUUUUUUUAACGCACGUCUACUGGUUGUCCAAAAUUUAAUCAAUAAAUUUUACUAAAAUAAUUUGAAAUACAGACUUUCCAGAUUUGUCGCUAGAGAUAUGUAAGAUUAUUAAAUAUGGUAUUUUAAAUAUUUAAAAAAAAAUAUUUAUAACGUUUUUUUUUUUAAAUUCGAUGAGUCAAAAGUUAGGAUUUGAUGGCAGAUUAAAUUGAUAAAUGUUUAUUUGUUUUAAUCAAUUAAUGGCUUGAAGGAAAGCAAAAAUGUGUUUACUUUGUUUGAAGUUUUGAAUUGGACCUCUUUAAAAAAAGAGAAAGUUGGGUUAUUAUUGUUUAUUCUUUGGGGUGGGGGCGUGAAACAUAAUUAUACCUUUAUUUAUGGUUUUUUUAAACAAUCUCAUCCACCCACUCUUAUUCAUUCGGCAGUAGGUGAAAUUACUAAUUUGAUGGUAAAAAUUGCUGGUACAAAAUUCAGGAAGCGAAGAGUAUUGUGAGUCCCGUUCGUCCUUUCUAUAUGUCAUUUUUAGUCAGUUUUUUAGUUAGUUUUCUGGUCACCAAAAGAGGGGAGACUUCACUCAAUGCAUCCUUGACGAAUUGAUGGAUUGAUGAGUAGCUAUUAGCCCAGUCAGUGAACGUUGGUAAAGGGGAAAAAAAGAUAUUACUCAAGGUUUAUUUUAAGAAUUGCCACUUUUUGAAGAAUUGAAUUUUUAAUUUGUAUAGUCUACAUUCAUCUGGGGAAACUCUUCACAAAAAAAAACUGUUAAAGAAUGUAACUAUCUAAAUGUAGACAAAGAUCUCACUCGUGAAGUAAAAUAAAAGAAUGCCAUAGCAUGGACCAGAUACAAUCCUCGGUCGCACAAUCGUCAAUCAGCUACAAUAACUCUAUCAUGUUAUUGUGUGUGUGUGUGUAUGUGUGUGUGUGUGUUGUUUAUCGUCUGUUAUCAACGAUCAUGUUUUAGAAACCCUGGACUUGCAAUCUUGUGUCAUGAGACAAAUAAAAAAAAUUCCC